Oreochromis aureus is the source of this 1775-nucleotide messenger RNA. RefSeq lists its product as uncharacterized. Gene Ontology annotation, cellular component: membrane. Bases 209 to 1399 code for a protein of 396 amino acids. The transcript is spliced from 8 exons. Lineage: Eukaryota; Metazoa; Chordata; Actinopteri; Cichliformes; Cichlidae. The record is from RefSeq and is a predicted model, not a curated record.
UGCCAGAAAUAUCAAUCAGAGGAUCUGGCAUGUUAAUCUAUGUAACUGUGGUUUAACAGCAGCAUCACAUCAGUUUGAGACUGCAGGUGGAACAAAUACCUGCAGCCUUCAGACGUCUACAGAGACCUGCAACUAUCAAGAAGUAACCUUCACUUUAGCUUUCUAACUGUUGUGGAUUACAGAACUGAACACAUUUUGAGUCUCAGCCAUGUGGACACAAGAGAUAAACUUCUUCUAUUUGGCCAUCGUCUCUUGUCUGUCUGCAUCUUCAGCUGCUGAAGAUGUGCCAGUCAGAUUAUCUGGAAGCACUUUGUGCUCUGGAAGAGUCGAAAUCUUUUACAACUACACUUGGGGAACAGUCUGUGAUGAUAACUGGGACAUGAAUGAUACUGAGGUGGUUUGCAGAGAGUUGGGCUGUGGAACGGCACAGAGUGCUGCUGUAUCAGCCAGCUUUGGUGAGGGAAGUGGAUCCAUCUGGCUUGAUGAUGUGUCCUGUUCAGGAAGUGAGAGCUCUCUGACUGAGUGUCAGCACAGAGGAUUUGGGACACAUAACUGUACACACAGUCAGGAUGCUGGUGUUGUCUGCUCAGUGAUCCUCCCAAAGCCCAGAAUCUUCAUGAUUCCUGCUGGUAAAGUUGACCGGAGAAGCGACGUCAGCAUCACUUGUUCAAUAUCACCUCAAAGCCAACAGCUUCUACAAGGAGAAUUUACUCUGAAGCAGAUUUCAGGCUCAUUCAGUCAGAAAAAACCAUCAACUACCAACUCUGCUACAUUCAAGAUCCUCCAAGUAGAUUUUGACAAGGAUGGAUUGUACCAGUGUGAAUAUUCAUACGGCUCCAGCAUCUCCACAAGUGACUCUGUCAACGUCUCUGUUACUGUGUACCUGCAGCAGCCCAGCAUCUCUGUGACAUCUCCAAAUGGAGGACUGGUCAGGGUUUCUGAAGGUGCAGAGAUCAUCAAGGGUUACAGCUUCGUCUUCACCUGCACAAAUAAUGAAAACUAUCCUGGUGGAGUUUUCAAUCUCAUCUUCUAUGGCUCCAAUAUGAAACGCACCAAACACACCAAGCCAUCUGUCAACAACUCAGCCUCCUUUAGUUUCCCUGUAGCUGACUUUGGACAUGAGGGCGAGUACAGCUGUGUGUAUGAGAUAACUCUGUCAGCAGGAACAUUCACUUCUCCUGAAUAUCGGCAGAUUUAUGUUUCUGUGAUAUAUUCAAGAACUCCAAUCCUGAGAUAUGUUUUCCUGCCACUGAUUCUGCUUUUGGAGAACAUUGCCCUUCAUUUCUACUAUAAGGUCAUCAAAAAGCAGAAAUCAGACAAAAAGGAGAACGAUGAGAUGGAUGUUUCCAGAGAUGAAGAAGUGGAGGCCGAGGAGGAAGCAGUCCAAGAAAUAGAAUAGAAACAGAAAAAAACACACAAGUCUAAAGUUUUCUGGGAAUUUGUAUUAAAGUUGUUUAAAUAUUGUUUAAUUAUGUUUAUGUUUUAAAUGUCUGACAAAUUACUGCAGCGGCUCUAUUUAACCUGCCUUUACUGUCCAGUAUAAACUCUUAAUAGCAUGACUGUGACUUAAGUUUGAAAAUAAUCCUUCAUCCUCUCCAGUCCUCACUUUCUUACAUCUUCCUCCAUCUCUGCCAGUGAAGUUUUCACACAUUAAGUUUUUUACUUCUCACUAAACUGUAUCUUUGGCUAACAGACAGAAUGUGUGUCAAUCUGCACAUAAACAUGUUUUUAUGUUUGGUGAUAUUUUUGAACUCUUUGAAUUCAUCUGACAUUUA